Molecule: messenger RNA, 1260 nt
Organism: Fusarium oxysporum Fo47
Lineage: Eukaryota; Fungi; Ascomycota; Sordariomycetes; Hypocreales; Nectriaceae
Product: major facilitator superfamily domain-containing protein
Exons: 3
Coding region: 1-1260 (419 amino acids)
Biological process (GO): transmembrane transport
Cellular component (GO): fungal-type vacuole membrane
Molecular function (GO): transmembrane transporter activity
Source: RefSeq, a predicted model, not a curated record
AUGGAUUUGCGUCUUUGGGUCGUUUUUGUUAUUGAUUCCAUCCUAUGGUCCGUGAUCAUCUCACCCUUGAAUCUCGUCUCCAGAUCUCAUUAUGGAAGCGAGACUAACGCAUUAGCCACAGGCUUUCCCCAGGCGAUUGGCACGUUCCAAGCUUAUUUACAAGAGAACCAGCUAUCUGAAUACGCAACUCGUGAUCUCGGGUGGAUUUCAGGUCUUUACACAGCACUCACAUUAUUCUUGGGAAUACAAGCUGGGCCUAUCAUAGACCGCUUCAGCCCCAUGGUCGUAGGCCCCAUAGCCACUGCUCUGACGAUUCCCAUGUUCUUCUUGCUCGCGGAAUGUACUGAGUACUGGCAUUUUACCUUGUGUUUGGGUAUCCUUGGCGGUAUCGGUGGUGCUCUUGCUUCGACAAUUGCGCUAUCCAUCGUUGGAAAACUCUUUACCCGGCUUCGGGGCCUGGCCAUAGGAUUGGCUCUCAACGGUUCCGCACUCGGGGGCGUCAUAAUACCAUUCAUGUUGAGAGAACUGUUUCCAACCUGGGGCUACACAUGGACAAUAAGGUUUCUUGGUAUACUCAUGAUUGGUAUAAUGAUCCCGGGUUGUGCGUGCUACAUACCGUACAUGAAGAUGUACAACCUGCGUAUUCGCAACCUCCAGACAAACAUCACAAGGCAGCCGUCCAAUGUUUCAGACGCUUCUGUUACUCCCUGUGACCCUGCUAGAAAGUCUGGCGCCAGCGCUGCCAUCAAUUUCAAUGCUUUCCGGUCGCAAACAUUCGCCGCCGUCGCAGCAACCUUCUUCUUACUCGAAUUCGUCAUAUUUGGCACUUCCGGCAGUUUGCCUACUCUUUCUCUGCAGGCAGGCAACUCUGUUGAGACGGGCUACAACCUUAUUGCCAUUAUUAAUGGAAGUGGUUGCGUCGGCCGUAUUGUGUCGGGCCUUUUGGGAGAUAAAUACGGUCAUUGUAACACCCUGUUUCUCGCCAUCGUGUUGACAGCAAUUUGUGUGGGGGCUACCCUUGUGCCUUUCGGUGGUACACAAGUGAGCGCGCUGUAUGCUUUUGCUACGCUGUGGGGGUUGGGCUCCGGUUUCUUCUCAGCCCUCAUCCCAGCUUGCCUGGGGGAAACCUGUGGGCACAAGGACUAUGGGCAGUACCUUGGAACCCUUAAUUUCACGAUGUUACAGACAUUAGGAGGCCAGGCACUUGCAGGUCUGUCUUUGCUAGUGAACUCGUGGACGUCUUUUCAAACAAGAGUUUGA